Molecule: messenger RNA, 2850 nt
Organism: Lachancea meyersii CBS 8951
Lineage: Eukaryota; Fungi; Ascomycota; Saccharomycetes; Saccharomycetales; Saccharomycetaceae
Source: the annotation of a GenBank genome assembly
AUGUCUGUUUUGGAAGAAAUCUUGCAGGUCUCGAAAGAUCCAGCGAAUUCGAACGGCUUUCACGUUUUACCAGACGAAUUUGUCACACCCUUGGACGUGGAACAAGUCGACUCGAUUCUGCUGUACCAGCUAACGGAGAAUCUGGAGCUCGAAGCACGGCAGUUCGCGUAUUUGAAAGACUGUUUCUACCGUGUGCAGCAGCAGAAACGAAUCGCCAAAAAAUCACAGCAAGAGCCCAGCGGGGCCCUGUUCGAGAUUGACAGGUUGGUUCUCGGGUACGGGCUGGUCUUGUUCCAAAUCGAAGAGUUUUCCCCCGGCGAAGACAACUUUUUGAGGUAUAUGUCCCAGAUCAUCGGCCAGGUGGACCAAUACACCGAUUUUCUAUCCCAGUUGAUCCAGCGUGCCAUGCAAGAGGAGACGCUGCUGGAGUUUACUGAGUGCUUUUUGGUUUCUUUGAAGGCCUACAUCGACUCCCUCAAGCUGUUCAACCUCAACGAUUCGCAGGUGGUAUCGGCAGUGUUGACCCUUUUCGAGCUCUUUGUCUCGUUCAAGCCUGUUGCAGCCAUCGUUACUAAGGUGAGCGGCUUCUUUGCUGACUAUAACGUGAAACCGAACCAGUUUGAAAAAGUUACAAUCUUGGGACCCAUUCUAACCCUCUCACCCCUUAACGCUAGCGUGGCUCUACACAAUUACGGCGACAACCUGGAGCGAUCCCAACAGCAAACCAAUUUCAUUCACGAGUCACUGCAAACCGAGCAUAAGAUGAUCCUAGACCGUCUCUUCUACAUCAUAGACAAAAUCGUAAGAGGCUCCAGUGACUCCCGUACAGACUUGCUGACGUAUUUCGCACAAAUUAUCAAUAAAAACCACUUGAGGAGAGGCGAUCAUGCAAAUGCUAACAAGCUGGCUUCCAAUGCCUUCGUCACAAACAUCGCGCUUUUGCUAGUGCGGUUCUCACAGCCGUUUUUGGACGUCUCUUUCAAGAAAGUCGAUAAGAUUGACGUCAACUACUUCAACAAUCUCAACCUUAUUCUUGAUCUCUCAAGCGAGACACGCAUGAACUCAGACUUCAAAGAGGCAGAUGAGUUUUAUGACAAGAAUAAGAAAAGCGAGGAAAACAAGCCUAACUUCAUUUCAGACUGUUUCUUUCUUACUCUAUCAUAUUUGCAUUACGGUAUAGGAGGUGCUAUCCUCUACGAGGAAAAAGUCACACCUCAGGUGAGGCGGAUGAGAGAAGAACUAGCAAGGAUUAAAAGGGCUGCGGAGUCUCAAGACAUGUUUGCCCGCUUUGCAUCUAUGCAAUUGCCCGCUUUGGAAAAAUCCCUGCAAACUAUGCAAUCGAUCAAACAUGCCUUGCAAGGAUUCUUCUCGAACAAAAGCCUACAACUCGAAAUUUUCGAUUUCAUCAGUGGUGCUUCUACUUUUCUAGUAAGAGUAAUUGACCCAAAUCAUAAUUAUCCCUUCACAAACAUCAGCCUACCGCUAAUUCCUGAUCAGGUCGGUGUCGAAAAUGUUGACCAUGCAGAUUACCUGCGGCAGAACGCCCCCAUUCCAUUCAAGUACUACCCAGAGUUUGUGAUCGAAGGAAUUAUAAAUUACACACAGCAUAUCUCAAAAUUCGUGAUGUCCCCGCUUUUUGGAAAUCCGCGGCUGCAUUCCUUUGUUGAGUUAGCGACCGUUGUUUUGAGGUGUCCUGAAAUUGUUUCGAAUCCUCAUCUGAAAGGCAAACUGGUGCAUGUUUUAAGUUUGGGCGCAAUGCCUGUGCGAGAAGGUGCACAGGGUUUCAUGAUGGAUAUCUUCGAAAACAAUGACUUGGUAAGUGAUCACUUGCUGUACGCUUUGCUGGAUUUCUAUGUCAUAGUGGAGAAAACUGGUUCUUCUUCUCAGUUCUAUGACAAGUUCAAUAGUAGAUACAGCAUUUCUGUUCUUUUGGAAGAGCUUUACAAGAUACCAAACUAUCGUCAAAAGAUUGUUUGGCAGUCUCAGAACAAUGCGGACUUUUUUGUUCGCUUCGUUGCACGGAUGCUCAAUGACCUGACCUUUUUGUUGGAUGAAGGGUUGAGCAGCUUGGCCGAGGUUCACAAUAUCCAGAUAGAGCUAGACAACAGAAUGCGGGGCGCGGCUCCAAAAAUGGAAGAAAAUGAUCAAGAACUGCAAUCAAAGCUCGCUUCAUCAGAAAGACAGGCAAAGUCAAGCUGUGGACUGGCAGAGAAAUCGAUAACCUUGUUUAACAUCUUUUCAAAAGAUAUUCCUGGUGCUUUCUGUACGCCAGAGAUUGUCGACAGAUUGGCAGGAAUGCUGGACUAUAAUUUGGCAUCUUUGGUGGGGCCCAAGUGCCGAGAAUUGAGAGUGAAAGAUCCUAGGAAAUACAGUUUUGAUGCCAAAUCUCUACUGAAAUCGGUUUGCACCGUGUUCACAAACUUAUCGGACCAACCAGAGUUCAUAUGUGCUGUUGCUAGAGAUGGUAGGUCAUUUGGCAGAGAGAUGUUUGAUCGUGCUGUACAUAUCCUAGGGACCAAAACAGGACUUGCCAACGAUGAGUUCUGCACCAAAUUACUGCAAUUUGCGCGCGACGCUCAGGACCAAAAAAUUGCAGAAGAAGAAGAAGACUUAGAGAUGGGCGAGGUGCCUGAUGAGUAUCUGGAUCCAUUGAUGUUUACAUUAAUGAAGGACCCAGUCACAUUACCAGCCUCGAAGGUGACGAUUGACCGCAGUACGAUCAAGGCACAUCUGUUAAGUGAUUCAACGGAUCCCUUUAACAGAAUGCCGCUAAAACUAGAGGACGUUAUCCCAAAUGAGAGCUUGCGUCAAGAGAUCGAAGCGUUUAGACGCAAGGGUAGAGCGGGAUAG